CGGGUUGUUUUCAAGCGGUACCAAACGGAACUGAAGCAUCGUGGAGUGUUUUCCAUUUAGUUUUUUUAACGAGUGACUGGAAAGAGGGAAGGUUUCCAAGAAGAAGCCAAGUUAGGGUUACCUAGGCGACCUUUAGAACUGUUAGGAAGGAGGCCUCGAGGGAAAAUUCACGGCACUUUAUCAUUUUGAUUGGGUAAUUGGGUCUGAUGUUGAACCAAAAUAUUUGGCCAUCCUUAAAUACUGAGUGUGGUGUAAAUGAGAUUGGGGGGGGGGGAUGUCUGCAGUUUUUUGCCCUGUAAAGCUGUCUUAGUACCGGUGUCCCCAUGAGGUUUCUAGACCACUCGGUUGAAUACUGAUACACUCCCAGGAGUAUGUUACUAAUAACUUACGCAGCAGUUCACAUUGCUGCUCAGUGGAUUUGUAUACAUGGGGGGAUCCAAACGACACUUGUGUUUAGCUACCUUUUUGUGUCAUGCAAACUUCCUUUUAACUGUCAUGCAUUUUUCUAGUAAUAGCUCUUGGAGUCUGCAAUAAAAAAUGGCCUCCAAUAAAACUACAUUGCAAAAAAUGGGAAAGAAACAGAAUGGAAAGAGUAAAAAAGUUGAAGAGGCAGAGCCUGAAGAAUUUGUAGUGGAAAAAGUAUUGGAUCGAUGUGUAGUGAAUGGGAAGGUGGAGUAUUUCCUGAAGUGGAAAGGAUUCACAGAUGCUGACAAUACUUGGGAACCUGAAGAAAAUUUAGAUUGUCCAGAGUUAAUUGAAGCGUUUCUUAAUUCUCAAAAAGCUGGUAAAGAAAAAGAUGGUACAAAAAGAAAGUCUUUAUCUGACAGUGAAUCUGAUGAUAGCAAAUCAAAGAAGAAAAGAGAUGCUGCUGAUAAACCAAGAGGCUUUGCCAGAGGUCUUGAUCCUGAACGAAUAAUUGGUGCCACAGACAGCAGUGGAGAGUUAAUGUUUCUUAUGAAAUGGAAAGAUUCAGAUGAGGCUGAUUUGGUGCUGGCAAAAGAGGCAAAUAUGAAGUGUCCUCAAAUUGUAAUUGCUUUCUAUGAAGAAAGACUAACUUGGCAUUCUUGUCCAGAAGACGAAGCCCAAUAAUUGUUUGCAUUGCUUUUUAUAUAUAUUUAUACAUAUAUAUAAAAUCUGGGUCUUGGUCUUUUUUUGAUUUAUUAAUGUGAAGAAAGAACUACAUUAUAAUGAAAAUCAAGUUUGAUAUGUUUGUUUUGAAGUAGUGCUGGGGAGUUGUUGGGGGGGGGUUGCAUCUAUAGCACUGGUUACUUUGAACAAAAGCUUUCUGUAGUUGCUUCCUUUAUCAGAAAAGAACAUUUGAUACCAUGUUGUAUUUUUUUCCUCUGCAUUAGAGAAGCUUUUCUAAAUGUUGAGGGAAAUCUCCAUAGUCAUUACUCAGUCAGAAUUUGUAUGUGCCUAAGGAUCAUUGUGGGGUUUUUGUUUAUUGGGGAGGGUGGGGGGAGCGGUAGGUGUGUAUACAUAUGUAAAUGGUUUUCUCUCUUUUUUUUUUUCUUACCAAAACAAAACCAUUUCACAACCAUAGAUAAGCUCGUGUUUCUGAACUGCCAUCAUUUUCAGCAACCUAAGGGAAAAAAUCAUUUGAAGUUAAAUUGAAAUUUUUCCUGAAGCUUUAAACCUUUGAAAAUAGAUAAUUUAUAAUUAAUUGGACAGUUUAAAUAUAAUGUAAGCAGUAUAAAUUGGACAAUUUAAAGUAGACAUAUCAGAAUCCAUUUCUACAAUCAUAAAUGCAAGUUUAUUUGCAAAACCCCUGAAAGGAAAAUUUUAUCACUGCCAAUAACCUCCUCACCCAAAUGAGAAAAGUAGGCAAACCCUGAUGUGUUUUAUUUAGGUAAGCAAUACUUAUUUAAAGGUUUCACCUCAUAAAAUGUUCCUUUAUAAGAAGUUUAAAUCCCUAUGCUAGAUUGACUAAAAAAAUAGGGUCAUGGAAUGUGUAAGACUUUAUUCAUGGAUACCGAAUCAGAUUGUUGGAGACCUUGGCAAUUUGGGACCUGCUGGAAUAAAUGGAUGAACAGACUUUUUGUAAUCUGAACUCUUGGUCUGAAUGUUUUCUCUUUACUCCAACUCAGUCUUCACAUGUAGGCUCAGUCUCAGUAUUUGGGGUACUGGUUCGACAAAAGCCAGGAAAAACAAUAGCUUUGUAGUAAACAGAAUGUUACCCAACUGUAUAUUGUUUACUUUAUUGUAAAUACUGGUAAACAGUGGUUAAUAAAUAGUUUUAUAUUCCUUUGUGA
This is a messenger RNA of Myotis davidii, 2252 nucleotides long. RefSeq names its product chromobox 3 (gene CBX3). Gene Ontology annotation, molecular function: chromatin binding. NCBI's taxonomy places the organism in Eukaryota, Metazoa, Chordata, Mammalia, Chiroptera, Vespertilionidae. Gene Ontology annotation, biological process: negative regulation of transcription by RNA polymerase II; chromatin organization. Gene Ontology annotation, cellular component: pericentric heterochromatin; nucleus. The record is from RefSeq and is a predicted model, not a curated record. Bases 538 to 1089 code for a protein of 183 amino acids. The transcript has 5 exons.